Penicillium mononematosum is the source of this 1302-nucleotide messenger RNA. RefSeq names its product anaphase promoting complex subunit DOC1. The record is from RefSeq and is a predicted model, not a curated record. The coding region runs from base 1 to 1302 and encodes 433 amino acids. The transcript is spliced from 2 exons. NCBI's taxonomy places the organism in Eukaryota, Fungi, Ascomycota, Eurotiomycetes, Eurotiales, Aspergillaceae. Gene Ontology annotation, biological process: anaphase-promoting complex-dependent catabolic process; protein K11-linked ubiquitination. Gene Ontology annotation, cellular component: anaphase-promoting complex.
AUGCCUCACUUGCGCCGCCAACCAAAUCCGCGCAACAUAGUACCCAAUCAAGACUCCAAUGCCCCAGGAGACCUCCGAGCACAGUUCCAGACCCCGCCAACGCGUCACACUCCCACCAACCCAAUCCAUCGACACCAACCUCCCUCCACCGGUCCAAAUGGUGUCACACCCGACCCAGUCGCCGUCGCGGGACAUCCAGCAGCACCAAUAAAUCCCUUUACAAUAUUUGGAAGACCAAGGGUAGAGCAACCACCACCGCAAAUGAUGGAUGACGACGACUUUGAUGAUGAUUUCGACCCGCGUGGCCACAGCAUGCAAGAGCUUGGGAACGACGGGCCACUUGACUUUGACGAUUCCUUCGCCACUGGUCAGGAUAUCGAAGGACAAUUUGAUGACUCCGAUAUUGACGACGAGGAACUGGAAGAAGAAGUCGAGGACCAAUUCGAGGACGAAGAGGACCCCGACCACGAGAUGCACGAUCGCGAAAAAUCACCCUCCCCUUUACCACCCAACUUGCGCGACAUCUCAUCGCUCGCUUCCUGGACCGUCUCCACCUCCAAGCCGGGCUGCGGUGUUGCGGCCCUCCGCAACCCUUCCCCGUCACAAUACUGGCAAUCCGAUGGACCACAACCGCACACCUUAACCCUCCACUUCUUCAAGCUGGUCGCCGUCGUGCGUAUCCGCGUAUAUCUCGAUUUCGAGCUCGACGAAAGCUACACACCCACGAAGAUGGUGUUCGCAGCCGGGAUGGGCGGCAACGACCUCAUCGACUUCGCAACUUGGGAAGGUGACGGUCCAUGCGGUUGGGUCGAUGUGCCAUUGGAGGGCGUCGGCGGUAGAAACGGAGGCUGGGUGCGCAACGACACUGGGAGGUCCAAACGCCGAUCUACUAGUAUGCGUCGGCGGACAACUGUGUACCGCAACUGUGAUAACCCUGACCAUGAGCAUGAUGAUGAGUGUGAUCCGUUUUAUGAGAUUGAUGAGCCUGAUAGCCAGGACGAUGAGGAUGAUCCCUACUCUGGGAAUGUGCUCAAGGCUAUGGUCAUCCAGAUGCGUAUUAUGGAGAACCAUCAGAACGGCAAGGACACUCAUGUUCGUGGAUUCCAAGUGUUUGCUUGCGAUGAUAGCCGACGUCGGAUGACCGCUGCGCCCUCGGCUUCUGCUGAUGCUCGGCGCCGCCGUCCCUCCCUGCGUGGGGCUUAUGAUCUUCGUGGACGUACUGCAAGUGAAGAUGCUGAUGCUGGAUUUACUACCACCGGUCUAGACGAGCCGGAAUGGAUGGGUGAGCCGGUGAUCCGAUAA